AUGGACGAAUAUCAUUAUGGGAUGGAUUCUGAAAUAAAUUGUACCAUGCAAUCAGAAUUUUCAUCAUUUAUAAAUGAGGUUGCUGAGGAAGAUCUGACGAAUAAUUUCACAACAAAUGAAAUAUUUUCUUCUCGUGAAAACUUAAUUGAAUGGGUAAAAGGGAUUGCAAAUGAUCUAGGAUUUGUUGUGGUGACUAUAAGAUCCGAUAAAGCUACCGGUCAACCUGGGAGGAAGACGUUUGUAUUGCUAGGAUGUGAAAGAGGCGGAAAAUAUAGAAAAUACAAACCCGACCAACCUAGUGCAUAUGGCACCCGAAAAUGUGAGUGUCCUUUCCAGUUAAGGGGCAAACCAUCUAGUAAUGGCGAUGGGUGGGUAUUACAAGUGAUAUGUGGAUACCAUAACCACGAUUUAGCAAAAACUUUAGUGGGGCAUCCUUAUGCUGGUAGGUUAAAUCCUACUGAACAAGAAGUACUUGUUGAUAUGACUAAAACCCAAGUAACACCAGCAAAUAUUUUGUUGACUCUGAAACAAAAUAAUGAGCAUAAUGUAACUACAAUAAAACAAGUUUACACAGCAAGGUAUACAUAUAAACGCUCAUUGAGAGGGUCGAGAACUGAGCUGCAACAAUUGAUGAUGAUGUUGGAUCGAAAUAAUUACAUACAUUGGAGUAGAUGUGCAGAGGAUUCUGAAGUUGUUAGUGACCUCUUUUGGACACAUCCCGAUGCAAUAAAGUUAUUGAAUGCAUUUAAUGUUGUUUUGUUAAUGGAUUCAACUUACAAAACAAAUAAAUAUCGAUUGCCAUUGUUAGAGAUUGUUGGUAUGACAUCUACUGGGUUAACCUACUCAGUCGCAUUUGCAUUUUUAUCAAGUGAGCGUCAAAAUAAUUUUACUUGGGCUCUUCAAAAGCUUAGAGGUUUAUUUUUGACAUCUGAUACCGGUCCACAAGUCAUUAUCAGCGAUAGAGACUUGUCUUUGAUGAAUUCCAUUGGCAAUGUCUUUCCUCGGUCAUAUCAGUUGUUAUGUCGCUUCCAUAUUUCAAAAAAUGUACUAGCGAAGUGCAAAAUGUUACUUGAUUGUAAGGAAGCAUGGGAUGGCAUAAUGGAAGAAUGGGAGAACGUCAUGAAUUGUGAAGAUGAAUCUAUGUUUGGGGACUAUGUGAUUCACUUUGAAUACACCUAUCGUUCAUGCCCUUUAUUAUUUGAAUAUGUGAAUAAUACUUGGAUUAUUCCAUACAAUACUUACUUUGUGAAGGCAUGGACAAACAAAGUUAUGCAUUUAGGGAAUACAACAACGAACAGGGUUGAGUCUGCUCAUUGGAACUUAAAGAAAGUAUUGGGAAACAGUAUGGGAGAUCUUUGUUCUUGUUGGGAUGCCAUUCAUAAUGUAAUUGUGUUGCAACAUAAUAAGAUCAAAGCGUCGUUCGAAAUUAGUCUGAAUCUUAUGAGUGAAGCUUAUAAAGGCAUAAAAUACAAAAAACUUGUUGGACGAGUAUCCAGAUAUGCUUUAGGACUAAUAGCUAAAGAAUUAGAACGAGUGCAUCUUGUCGGUCUCGAUACGGGAAGAUGUGGAUGCAUACUUAGACGGACGUACGGUGUCCCCUGUGCCUGUGAAUUAGCACGUUAUGGCCCUGGUAUGAUUCCUUUGCGUGAAUUUCAUGUAAUGUGGACAAGAUUGUCUAUUUCAGAUAUUGUAUCGAAUGAAUCACAGCCAGAGUUAUCCAUACAACAUGAGCUGACUAUGGUUGAAGAAAAAUUUAAGGAGGUUGAGAUUGGAGGUAAAGUGACAAUUAAACAAAAGUUACUUGACAUUGUUUAUCUUGCAAUGACAUCUAUGAUACCUCCAUUGCAUAAAGUUAAGACGAAGGGUGCACAAAAGAAAAAACUCCAGAGAACAGAGAGGUCUACGAAGCGUGAUCCCUCAUAUUUUGAGCAUGUAGACACAUUUCAGUCAACAAUUGAAUCUUCAUCUGCAAAAAACAAAUUUCAACUAAAGGAUAAACCUAGGCAACGAAGGAGAGUACCUAUGAUAAAUCAAUUUCAUCCUAUUUGUCAACCAUACAUUCUCAAUAUUGUUGAUGUCGUUGCUGAUGGUCACUGUGGUUAUAGAUGCAUUGCUUCGUCAUUAGGGUUAGGGGAAGAUUCUUGGCCCAUUAUACGAAAUGAUCUCUAUAAAGAAUUGAGUCAGUGGCGUGAUGAAUAUGCGACACUAGUGGGAGGCUAUGAUAGAUUAGAACAACUGAGGAGGUCUUUGAUGGUGGACCCACAAUCAGCGGCUAAUGCAACCAAGUGGAUGACUAUACCAGACAUUGGGUAUGCAAUUGUUAAUCGCUAUAACGUCAUCCUAGUUUGUCUUUCACAUACUCAGAACUAUACGAUAUUCCCACUACGUACCAGACCGCCUUCUGAUGUUCAACUACAAGAUGGUUGUCCUUUGCCUAUGACAGAUGUGAUAUGCUCAACUAAUUGUUAUCCAGAGGCGCGAAUGUGGUCAUAUUCGUAUACAAAUAGGAUGCAAGCAUUUUCAGAAUUGAUGGGUGUUACUACCUCCUAUGUUGACUUAACGGAUUCAUGA
This is a messenger RNA of Vigna angularis (adzuki bean), 2571 nucleotides long. RefSeq lists its product as uncharacterized. Gene Ontology annotation, biological process: regulation of DNA-templated transcription. Lineage: Eukaryota; Viridiplantae; Streptophyta; Magnoliopsida; Fabales; Fabaceae. The transcript is spliced from 4 exons. Bases 1 to 2571 code for a protein of 856 amino acids. The record is from RefSeq and is a predicted model, not a curated record.